Closterium sp. NIES-65 is the source of this 1053-nucleotide messenger RNA. Lineage: Eukaryota; Viridiplantae; Streptophyta; Zygnematophyceae; Desmidiales; Closteriaceae. The record is from the annotation of a GenBank genome assembly.
AUGGGCGACGGUGUCAUUAGCGGGUGGAUUUCGACUCGCGCCUAUCUGAAACCCGUUGCGAGUGCUGACUGUGUUCUCAACAGCCGGAGGCUCUCACCCACCGCACCUCUUGCGAAUGCGCUUUCCCAACGCCUGCGCGACACGGACGGUGGGGCUCUGUUCCCCUCCCCCACACCCGAUACCCUCCCCUCUCCCCCUCUCCCCCACACCCGACACCCUCCCCUCUCCCCCUCUCCCCACACCCGACACCCUCCCCCCUCCCCCUCUUCCCCACACCCGACACCCUCCCCUCUCCCCCUCUCCCCACACCCGACACCUUCCCCUCUCCCCCUCUCCCCCACACCCGACACCCUCCCCCCUCCCCCUCUCCCCCACACCCGACACCCUCCCCUCUCCCCCUCUCCCCCACACCCGCCACCCUCCCCCCUCCCCCUCUCCCCCACACCCGACACCCUCCCCCCUCCCCCUCUCCCCCACACCCGACACCCUCCCCUCUCCCCCUCUCCCCCACACCCGACACCCUCCCCUCUCCCCCUCUCCCCCACACCCGACACCCUCCCCUCUCCCCCUCUCCCCCACACCCGACACCCUCCCCUCUCCCCCUCUCCCCCACACCUGACACCCUCCCCUCUCCCCCUCUCCCCCACACCCGACACCCUCCCCUCUCCCCCUCUCCCCCACACCCGCCACCCUCCCCCCUCCCCCUCUCCCCCACACCCGACACCCUCCCCCCUCCCCCUCUCCCCCACACCCGACACCCUCCCCUCUCCCCCUCUCCCCCACACCCGCCACCCUCCCCCCUCCCCCUCUCCCCCACACCCGACACCCUCCCCCCUCCCCCUCUCCCCCACACCCGACACCCUCCCCUCUCCCCCUCUCCCCCACACCCGACACCCUCCCCUCUCCCCCUCUCCCCCACACCCGACACCCUCCCCUCUCCCCCUCUCCCCCACAGCCGACACCCUCCCCUCUCCCCCUCUCCCCCACACACACCCCGCUCCCCCUCCUGAACCCCCCCUCUGUUCUCCGGAUUGCUCUUUCCCAGUGCCAUGA